Messenger RNA from Amphiprion ocellaris (clown anemonefish), 780 nucleotides. RefSeq names its product natriuretic peptide A-like (gene nppal). Gene Ontology annotation, cellular component: extracellular region. The record is from RefSeq and is a predicted model, not a curated record. NCBI's taxonomy places the organism in Eukaryota, Metazoa, Chordata, Actinopteri, Pomacentridae. The transcript has 3 exons. The coding region runs from base 69 to 440 and encodes 123 amino acids. Gene Ontology annotation, molecular function: hormone receptor binding; hormone activity.
CAGAGGAGCCACGAAGUCGGAGUGUACACGAGUCGGUCUUUAGAAUAAAGACAAAUCUACAAAAGAAAAUGAACCCAAAUAUCUUCGUUUGCUGUUUAUGUCUGCAGUUACUGCUUUAUUGUAUAUAUGCCAAACCCCUUUCUGACCUCCAGAGUUUGAAGCAGCUUUUGGAGGAGGAGAUCAACACCGCACCCUUUUACUCCUCAAUGGAGAUGGAAGUGGAGGGGAAGGAUCUGAGCUCUCCAGAGGAGCAGCGGUGGGAAUUCUCUGAUCCCCGCAACUCCGCAUUGGAGAGCAAAGACAACGCCUUUGCCCGUCUCUUUAAGGACCUGCUGAGGACCUCCAAGCGGUCGUGGAGCCGCUACAAGAAGGGCGGACUGAGGAGCUGCUUCGGGGUUCGGUUAGAGAGGAUAGGCUCCUUCAGUGGACUGGGAUGCUAGGCGUGCAUCAUUCUCUUCACCGGAGCUACACAGAAAUCCUGGCAGUUUAAAGAGUCUUCAGUCUUGUCCAUAUUUAGAAAUGUGAUGUUUGAGCGGUUAAAUAAAAAAAUAUUGUAAAUGUAUUCAUUAUUUAUUGCUAUCUUGUUGGAUAAGUAGAUUUAUCUUGUAACGGAUUGCGUCGUAGUAGUUUUUUUUCUUUCUUUUUUUCUUUUUUUUAAUUUUUGCAUAAUAGCCGUGUCUGGGACUGAAUUUGUUUCUUUCUGGCUCCUCAUUACGUUCCAUUUUUCCAGAGCCAAUAUUGUUAUAGCAUUUUAAAUAAAUAGGUGUGCUAGAUCUGGAA